GUGGUGCCGGAAUGCGUCACAAGCAAAAAGAGCACCAUCAUGGUGGUGGUGAAAUUGGUGGUGGUGGAGGAAAGCCUAGAGGUGGAAUUGGAAAAGGAAUUGGAAUCGGUGGCGGAAGUGGUACAGGAGGAGGAAUAGGUGGUGGUGGCAGCGGCGGCGGCGGUAUUGGAGGAGGAAUUGGUAGUGGAGGUGGUGCAGGGGGAGGUAGUGGAGGAGGAAUAGGUAGUGGAGGUGGUGAAGGAGGAGCAAUUGGUGGUGGAGGAGGAAAGCCUGGAGGUGGAAUUGGAAAAGGAAUUGGUGGCGGAAGUGGAACGGGAGGAGGGAUUGGCAGUGGACGUGGUGUAGGGGGAGGUAGUGGGGGAGGAAUAGGUAGAGGAGGUGGUGCAGGAGGAGGAAUUGGUGGUGGUGGUGGUGGUAUUGGAGGAGGAAUUGGUGGUGGAGGUGGAGCAGGGGGAGGUAGCGGAGGAGGAAUAGGUAGUGGAGGUGGUGCAGGAGGAGGAAUAGGUGGUGGUGGAGGAAAGCCUGGGGGUGACAUUGGAAAAGGAAUGGGUGGUGGAAGUGGUAUGGGAGGAGGAAUUGGCGGUGGAGGUGGUGCAGAGAGAGGUAGUGGAGGUGGAGGUGGUGCAGGAGGAGGAAUAAGUGGUGGUGGUGGUGGAGGAAAGCCUGGGAGUGGCAUUGGCAAAGGAAUUGGUGGUGGAAGUGGUACCAGAGGAGGAAUAGCUGGUGGUGCUAGUGGCGGUAAUGGAGGAGGAAUUGGGGGAGGAGGUGGAGCUGGCGGGGGUAUUGGCAAAGGGGUUGGUGGUGGUGGAGGCGCAAGGGAAGGGACUGGCGGUGGAGUAGGUGGUAGUAGUGGCGCAAGUGGGGGGACAAGAAAAGGUAUUGGCAAAGGAUUUGGUGGAGGAUUCGGUGGUGGUGCUGGAAGUGGGUUUGGGGGAGGAAUAGGUGGUGGUGGUGGCGGCGGCGGCGGAGGUGGUGGUGGCGGAGGUGGUGGCAUUGGUGGAGGAGGUAUUGGCAAGGGAGUUGGAGGAGGUUUUGGAGGAGGUUCAGGCUUUGGCGGGGGUAUUGGUGGUGGCGGGGGAGGGUUUGGCGGCGGUGGAGGAGGAGGAUUUGGUGGCAGUGUAGGUGAUAAUGGAGGCAUUGGUGGUGGCAGCGAAUCGGGUGGUAAAGCAGGAUUUAUUGGUGGCGGUAAUAGUGCUGGCGGCAAUCUUAAGUUUUAUAGCUCUUUCAACCAGGUCAAGGCAAAGAAACCUUGA
Alnus glutinosa is the source of this 1253-nucleotide messenger RNA. RefSeq names its product glycine-rich cell wall structural protein-like. The record is from RefSeq and is a predicted model, not a curated record. NCBI's taxonomy places the organism in Eukaryota, Viridiplantae, Streptophyta, Magnoliopsida, Fagales, Betulaceae. The transcript has a single exon. The coding region runs from base 12 to 1253 and encodes 413 amino acids.